GGAGCUGCAGGGUACAGAGGAGACGCAUGUGAAGCCCUCAUCAAUGAUGGAAGAGGGGAACCCCCAUUCCCUAAUGAAUGCUAGACAUCUCGGAUGUCCUGGUAUAGUCCAACAUGUUCCUCUUCCUACCCGUCGCUCCUCGUCCGACCACUGGUACUUAGGCGGGUGACGGCUGAUCAGAUUUCACAGAGUGAAGGCGGGGGAUGAAGCACAGGUGGCAUAGCAGUGGUCAGGAAUUAUUUCUCCUCAGGUGCUGCAGGACACGUGUGGAUGGUGGGUGGAGAGUGAUUUCCAGGCUGGCUUUGUUGAAGUCCCGUGCAACGGCGGGUAAGGCGUCUGACUACGCCGACUGGUGUUUGUUGACCAUUGGUGUGCAGCUCAUUCAGUGCUGGACAGACGUCCUCCAGCAUGGAUGUAGAUGAUGAUGGAGGUGAAUUCCCUCGGGAAGUGGAAGGGACGGCACUUCACCACAAGGUGUUCCAGGUGUAAAGAGCAAGCCAUGCGUAACCCACCGCUUUGUGACAAGGCUCACCGUUGACACUAAAAUCACCUCUUCUGACGCACUCGUCUUAAUCUAUUAAUGUUUAUUGUGAACUCUUUUAUUCAAGGUGGAACGAGCAGAAGAUUUUUGUUGGGGAAUCUCAAACUCAACCCAUCAGAUCCGCAGUGUCGUUCAGUUCACCAGCACCUUGCGAGGGAUUCACUGAGCUGACGAGACGCCGGGGAGUUCACAGCAUGGAGACAUUAUCCACCAGCUCUGAGUGUGAGCAGGGGUCCACUCAAUCUCCCCACCAGGUGACCCACCAGCAAGAUCACGCUCUGGGGAAACCAUUUGUCUGUCCCGAUUGUGGGAAGGGAUUCACUCAAGCAGGCCACUUGACGAGGCACCAGAGAAUUCACACGGGGGAGAGGCCGUUCAGCUGCCCCGAAUGUGGGAAGGGAUUCACUCAAUCGCAUAUGUUAGUGAGACACCAGAGAAUUCACACCGGGGAGAAGCCGUUCUCCUGCACUGAGUGUGGGAAGGGAUUCGUUCAUUCCUUUGCGUUAGUGGCGCAUGAGAGAAUUCACACCGGGAAUAGGCCAUUCAUCUGCUCCGAGUGUGGAAAGGGGUUCAUUGACUCAUCUGCGUUGCAGACACACCAGAGAAUUCACAGCGGGGAGAGGCCGUUCACCUGCACUGAGUGUGGGAAGGGAUUCACUCGUUCAUCUGCGUUACUGAGACACUGCAGAAUUCACACCGGGAAGAGGCCGUUCAUCUGCUCCGAGUGCGGGAAGGGGUUCAUUGACUCGUCUGCGUUGCAGGCACACCAGAGGAUUCACACUGGGGAGAGGCCGUACACCUGCUGUGUUUGUGGCAAGGGAUUCGCUCAUUUGACCAACAUGAUAACACAUCAGCGCAUUCACACCGGCGAGAAGCCCUUCAACUGUCCCGAGUGUGGGAAGCGAUUCACGCAUUCGUCUACGUUAAUGAGGCACCAGAGAGUUCACACCGGGGAGAGGCCGUUCAUCUGCUCCGGGUGUGGGAAGGGAUUCACACAAUAUUCCCACCUGAUGACCCACCAGCGAGUUCACUCUGUGGAGAAACCAGUUGCCUCUCCCAACUGUGGGUAGAGUCUCACUGGUAAAUCUAACCUGGUGACCCACCAGAGAAUUCACAUUGGGGGAGAGGCCACUCACCUGUUUAGUGUGUGGGAAGGGAUUCACUUGAUUAUCUGAGCUGUUGACACCAGCUCGUUCACGCUGGGUGGGGGCGCGGGCAUUUGAAGUGAGUUUUUGAUUCACUGUUUAACCAUCACGGUUGCUGAGUCCAGUUGCAAGUCCACAAGCGACUACUGGUGUUGGACUGUGCGGGUACUGCUGAUGUUCAUCACACCCAGGACUGAACCUUGGUCGCUGGACAUAGUUGGGGUUUGUUCCGAUGUUGUUACUAACCCCUGUAACUGGGCUGGAGUUUAAUAUCUUGGAUAUGUGACAAAUAAAGAAGUUCUGUUGUAAAACCUGA
Amblyraja radiata (thorny skate) is the source of this 2002-nucleotide messenger RNA. RefSeq names its product gastrula zinc finger protein XlCGF8.2DB-like. Gene Ontology annotation, cellular component: nucleus; PcG protein complex; transcription regulator complex. Gene Ontology annotation, molecular function: RNA polymerase II cis-regulatory region sequence-specific DNA binding; DNA-binding transcription factor activity, RNA polymerase II-specific. Bases 736 to 1611 code for a protein of 291 amino acids. The transcript has a single exon. Gene Ontology annotation, biological process: regulation of transcription by RNA polymerase II. The record is from RefSeq and is a predicted model, not a curated record. NCBI's taxonomy places the organism in Eukaryota, Metazoa, Chordata, Chondrichthyes, Rajiformes, Rajidae.